AUGGCCUCGUUGCCGCAUCUGAGCCUGCACCCUGAUACUACUAAGGAAGAGAUCGAUCCAACGAGAAUUGUAACUCAAUGGCUUUCUUCUCUUGAAACCCAACUCAAAGACGCCACGACAUCAACAGCCAGCAAUCUCUUCCUUCCCUCCGACCUGCCCUACUGGAGAGACAUCCUUGCCCUAUCCUGGGACUGGAGCACAAAGAAGUCCUCCCAAGACAUCCUGUCACAUCUCUCAUCCUCGACUCAGGGAUUCGGUGUUCUGGAAGCUGUGACUAAGGGAGCAUUGCAACCAGCACUGGUGGAUCUGGAGGGUGCCGUAUGGAUUCAAUCGGGGUUCACGUUCCGUAAUCGAUUUGGUCAGGGUAGGGGUUUAGUUAGGUUGGUUAAUGGGGAUGAUGGGGAGUGGAGGGCUUGGACUGUUUUCACGCAGUUGGAAGGGUUGGAUGAUUAUCAGGGAACCGGGAAGGUCGUUCCGCCGGGAGACGAGCAGGACGAGUAUCAAGUUCUGGUGAUUGGAGCAGGACAAUCAGGCCUCGCGAUCGGCGCCCACCUCCAACACCAAGGACUGAAAUACCUCGUCGUAGACAAGAACCACAGAGUCGGCGACUCCUGGCGUGCACGCUACGAAUCCAUCACAACCCACACACCAACGUACUCAGAUCACUAUCCCUUCCUGCCCUAUCCAGACGACUUCCCUCAAUGGCUUGGACGAGACCGUAUCGCGGACUGGCAGGAAUACUAUGCCAAAACGAUGGAGCUCAACAUCGAGCUGGCGAUUAGAGCUGAGGUCUUUAAGUACGACGAAACCAGCAAGAAAUACACCAUCCACCUCCACGGACCAAACAACAACACGCGAGCCAUCCACUGCACCCACCUCAUCCUCGCAGCCGGCAUGUUCAGUCCCAAACCCAUCGUCCCCUCCCUCCCAAACCAAGACACCUUCACGGGCUCAGUCCACCACACCAGCCAACACACCUCCGCCUCUAAAAUCCCCAACCUCUCCUCCAAAAACGUCCUCUGCAUAGGAAGUGGAACCUCCUCGCACGACAUCGCCCAAGACUUCGUCCACGCGGGAGCCAAGAGCGUGACCAUGCUCCAGCGAACCCCCAUCGUCACCGUAACCCGCACUUCCUACAUCACCACCCAAAUGGGGUUGUGGAACACCCCCGGCAUCAGCACAGCCGAAGCAGACAUCCUGGGCAACUCCUUUCCAUUCCCCAUAAUCCGCGCUUUGAACCUCCCUGCGACGAAGAAGAUGAACGAGAUGGACACUCACCUCCUCGAGCCGAUGCAGGAGAAAGGCUAUAGAGUUUUGAAAGAUGUAGGCCUCGUCGACCAGCAAUUCCUCAAAGGCGGCCGCUUCUACAUCGAUCAAGGGGCCUGCGAAAUGAUCGCCGACGGUCGUAUCAAAAUCUUAAACUGCGAAGCAGGAAUUGAAAAGUUCACGUCCAACGGCCUCCGCCUCGCAGAUGGACGGGAACUCGAAGCGGAUAUCGUCGUUUUCGGAACGGGUUUCGAGUUGAUGGAGCAUGUCGUAGAACAAAUCAUGGGGAGUGCGAUCAAGGAGAAAGUCGGCGAUAUUGGACAUUUAGACAGUGAGGCUGAGAGGAUCGGUUGGUGGCGCCCAACCGGCAUGCCAGGCCUGUGGUACAUGACCGGUUCCUUCCUCUGGACUCGCACAUUCUCCUCCGUGCUGGCGUUGCAAAUCGCCGCGGUGGAGAGGGGGUUGAAUUCGGGGUAUUAUACUCAGGAGACGGAUGGGCGGUUGAGGAGGAAGGCAGAUUGA
This is a messenger RNA of Zasmidium cellare ATCC 36951, 1788 nucleotides long. RefSeq lists its product as uncharacterized. The record is from RefSeq and is a predicted model, not a curated record. Lineage: Eukaryota; Fungi; Ascomycota; Dothideomycetes; Mycosphaerellales; Mycosphaerellaceae. The coding region runs from base 1 to 1788 and encodes 595 amino acids. The transcript is spliced from 3 exons. Gene Ontology annotation, molecular function: flavin adenine dinucleotide binding; monooxygenase activity.